AUGAAGGCCUCAAUCAUCCUCACCACCAUCCUCACCACCGCCGCCUGGGCCGGCACCCUUCCCACCAAGCGCCAAAACACUGCCAACGAGGCCGCACUUCAGCAAGCCCGCGAAGACUCCGCCGCAGCCAUCGAGCGCGGCCAGGGCCGUGGACGGCUUCUCCUCGACGAGGGAGGCUGCAGCGAGGCUUGUAACCGUUGCCGUCUUUCCGCUUCUGCUACUGCUGUCGCUGAGGUCUUUGCCUGUGGCACGGCUGCUGUUGCUAUCGAUGUUCUUACCGCUGGUAUUGCCACGUUUCUUGAAGCUGCUGGGUUUGUGGCAUGUGAGGGUGCUGUUAUUGCUAAGUUGAAUGAGAAGGAGGAGACUUGUCUUAAUGAGUAA
Fusarium subglutinans is the source of this 381-nucleotide messenger RNA. RefSeq lists its product as uncharacterized. The transcript has a single exon. The record is from RefSeq and is a predicted model, not a curated record. Bases 1 to 381 code for a protein of 126 amino acids. NCBI's taxonomy places the organism in Eukaryota, Fungi, Ascomycota, Sordariomycetes, Hypocreales, Nectriaceae.